Symbiodinium pilosum is the source of this 1017-nucleotide messenger RNA. The record is from the annotation of a GenBank genome assembly. Lineage: Eukaryota; Dinophyceae; Suessiales; Symbiodiniaceae.
AUGUUGCACUUCCCUUGCUUGCUUGCUUGCUUGUUUGCUAAGGCCAAACGGGCAAGCAAGGUGCUGGGCGACACGCAAGAGCGCACAUCCCUGGAUGAGCGCAUUGCGGCAUGUGACGCAGCGACACAGGUGGCUACAAGGCUUGCGCCCAUGGGCUACCUGAAGCUAAGCGAAAACCUGCUGCUCCUGGAACCGUUUGCAGAGGAGUUUCCCUUCGGCUUGAAGCUCAAGGUGAUCGAGAAACUGUACAUUGAGGAGCUGGGAGCCGUUCUUUGUGGAUCCAAGCGAAUCGAUGAGAGUGAGACUCAUGUCGAGAUUCAGCGUUUGGUGGACACUUUCAAAUUCUGGGAAUCUGACAAGGGGCAGAUUGCCAAAGGAACGUCAGGGAUGACUCCGGAACAGCCCAGUUUCCUGCCAGCCGUGUGUGAGCUUGAGGCCCGCAUCACCGACGUUGGCUUCGAUGGGGAAGAAGACGAGGCUUUCCAGCAGUUGGUCCUCAAGCAGCGUUCCCUCGAACGUCGCGCGUCCAAUGAGUCCGCAAAGUCCAACUCCAACGAGGACACGUUGGAUGACGGCAAGCAACUUGGGUUGGACGUGGAGGCCUGCGCUUUAGGCAAGAGCCUGGAGAAUGUGUUCCAUUCGGAUGUGAUGACAAAACUCCUGAACCACGUCAAGGAUGCCAAGCUGCUUGCGAACCUCAAGCUUUGGGUUCGAGAGUUCUUGUCGGCGGUGGAGUCCGAGGAAGCAAGGGAGUGGAAGGGAAAUGAUGCGCUCGGGCAGCGCCUUGCAGCCUCCUUCGAGUCUGCGACACGCUUCUGCAAGAUGGUUGCGUAUUUGCUGCAAAUGGAUGUUGCUGGAAAGCCGUCACUUGCUGACGUCACUUGGUUUACCGAGUACAGCGGACCGACAUCCUUAUGGAGAAAGACCGUGAAAGCCAUUUUGAAGAUGCCAGAACCCCAAGGACAACACUUCACGGAUGUGAAGGCUGCAAGCCGAGAAUUCUUGCGAAGUUUGUAG